Messenger RNA from Silurus meridionalis, 2897 nucleotides. RefSeq names its product syntabulin (syntaxin-interacting) (gene sybu). The record is from RefSeq and is a predicted model, not a curated record. Gene Ontology annotation, biological process: synapse maturation; axonal transport of mitochondrion. The transcript is spliced from 8 exons. Gene Ontology annotation, cellular component: cytoplasmic microtubule; vesicle. Lineage: Eukaryota; Metazoa; Chordata; Actinopteri; Siluriformes; Siluridae. The coding region runs from base 415 to 2406 and encodes 663 amino acids.
GCCUGCUCCAUCAGCUUACUCCAUAGUUGUAGCUAAAGGUUUGUGAAAUCUGCUACUGGGGAGUAGAAAGAGAAGGGUUAACACCGGUCUUGUUGCAUAACACACUCCGACAUUGGUAUUUAUAUCAGACUGACGUAGCUGGGAAUCUGGUCUUUUCCUGGGGAUUUUGCCCAUCCAUAACGAAAGUCUUCAUCUCGUGAAACGAAAGCGUGUGAGGAACAGCACAAGGUGGGAUCAUAGGACGCUUGACACACGCAUAUACACAAACAUAUACAGUAUAUACGCAUGCACGCAUGCGCCCACAUAUACUUUCAUUUGUUUUCUGGGCUGUGUAUCAUCACUGUGAAACCUCGCUAAGGAGAAGACACCUCUCAGAAGAGGACUAGACCCGACCCGUUUUUUGACUCAAGAAGGAUGGGGCCAUUUCAGGAAUAUAAGGUGAAGAAGUCAUUUGGAAAGGACAGCACACGCAGUCGCAUCCCCCGUCUCAUGGUUCAGCCUUUCUGUGCUAAGGAUUCGCAGAUUUCCAAGUUUCCAUUGUCUGAGGAUGAAAGCAAUGAUGUCAGCAGAAAUCAGAACAGAACCAUCAGUCCUAACAGCUUCUCAUCAGUGUUGAAAUUUGUUCCUGUGGCUUCAGAUGACACCGGAUGUCCGAGCAGUCAGUGUCCAUCUCCAGCUAAAAUCAGAUCUGCAUCAGACAACAGCUCUCUGGGGUCACCCAUUCUAGUGAAAAGCAAGACCAAGGUCAAGAGGGUCAGAGUCAAUGUGGUGGCCGAGAGUAAUGAUAUUACACGGAAGCACAACAGGGAGCAGCACCAAUCCUCUAUUCGGCACAGAGGCAGUGAGGUUGACUUCAGCUCCUCCAGCAGUACUGGAAGCUUAAAGAACCGUGGAAUUAUGGCCAACAACUCCACAGGGAAAAAGGGUUGCCUUUCACACAGUCGUGUCCCGCACAUCCGAAGCCAGCCUGUGUUUAAGCCUCCAGGAAGCCCUACUGCACCACGUGAUUCAGACCUUUAUGCCCCUUACAGAACCCCACCCAAAAAAAACCCUUCAUCAUGCACCAGCAGAAGUUCUAGCCCUAUUGUCAGAAGAACCACUCCAGGGAGCUACCAUUCAUGCGGUGACAAUCAUGGCAUCAGGCCUCCUAAUCCAGAGCAAUACCUGACCCCUCUACAACAAAAAGAGGUGACAAUCCGUCACCUAAGAACCAAGCUCAGGGAUUUUGAGCAAACUGUUUCUGGACGGGAAUCUGAAAUUCAGGAUUUGAAGAACCAGCUGAGCCGGAUGCGUGAGGACUGGAUUGAGGAAGAGUGUCACCGUGUGGAAGCACAGCUGGCUCUCAAGGAGGCACGCAAGGAGAUAAAACAGCUACGGCAAGUAGUCGAGACCAUGAAAGACAGUCUAAUGGAAAAGGAUAAAGGCAUUCAGAAGUACUUCAUUGACAUUAACAUCCAGAAUAGGAAGCUGGAAUCCUUGCUGCAUAGCAUGGAACUGGCGCAAAGCGGUGCCACCCUGCAUGAUGAACCCACUCUGGACUUUAUAUGUGAUUCUCCAGAAAAGCUGUCUGAAAAGAAGCAGAUAAAAAAGCUGCAGGCUGAGGAUUAUGCGCAGGAAGAGAUGACUGACAGUGGGCUGCUUGUUAAUGAGGAAAUGGCCAACCAGAUGGACAUGCUUGAGCAGGUUCUCAUGUCUACAGCUGUAGAUUGCAGCCAAAAUGGUAGUGCCAAAUACAUGAACCCGCCAGGACUGUCCACUCUGACACAGAGUGCUGCUGAGGACUCUAUGAAGAGCUCAAAAGAUCAAAUCCACAGUCAAACCACUGCUGAUGAGCAACAUGUGUCUGGUGAGAAAGCAGUCCAAACAGAUGAGAGCUUCUAUAACCCUGAUUUUCAAGCUCUGUUUUUCCAUCUGCUUAAGCUUCAAAAUUCUGGCCUGUCUUCAAAUGUUCUCCAAAUGUUCUUCAAAACACAGGAAUCCCACCUACCCCAAGAAGAGAAACUGAUCAAAACCAAAUUAUCUCAAGCCCAAAAUCCCAACCUGAUUGAGGGGAUAAACCACAUUCCCUACAAUCGUUCACUUUCUGCAUUGCUAAUUCCACAGGACCCUGGUGGUUCUGAAACUGAAGUGGAUCCAGGGUUCAUAGAAGAGCUAGACUUUGGCAUGAAGGAUACCUGUGGCAGCAGUACAAGUACAGCUGUGGUGGGGAAAAACCAUUGGAGCAACACCUACUUCGUUGAUUUGGUUGCUGUAGCAGCACCUGUUCUUCCUACAGUGGCCUGGCUGUGCUCUCAGCACAAUGAAAUUGAUGGGGCACCAGUGUACAGCAUUGCAGCUUUAAUCCGUGGGUGUUGCAUUAUGGGAUUGCACUCUCUUCGCCUUGUCACGUAUGGGCCACAUGUGUAAUGGUCUAUCACCUUUAGGCACAGUUAACUAUAGCACUUAAUAGCUUUAAAUAAGUUUUGUUUUGUGUGUGUAUAUCUAUACUGCUACUUUUUUUUUUUCCCUCUGUCACUUUGCACUGUGAAUAAUUGUAUGACAAAUUAACUUGAAUUAAUUUAUUUGUUUCUUUUUUUUGUCACAAGUUGUAUUGCUUAUUGCCCUGAUGUGAUCACCUGGGUAGGUGGUCAUUCUAUUGUGCUGUACGUUGCCAGCUAGUCUGUUUCUUGUGUGUUGACUGUUGUCAAUAAUGUUCUUUGGAAGACAGGAGCAGCCUCAAAGCUUUGUUCAGUAUUUUGUUUUUGUGAAUUUUUGCCUUCAGUGGAGCAUGUGACCUUGCUGACUCUAAACAGUCAAUGCUACAGUACAUAUGACCCUUUUGUGCCUGAGCAAUGUGCAAUAUUUAUUUGUAUUAGACAUGUUAAAUAUAUAUUUAUUAUUAAAGCAUGAUUAGCCUA